CCGGGGGGUUGCAUACCGGCCCCGGGGCGGAAUGCUGCUCCCGACGCUGGUGACGUGCCUCGCCGGGUGCGCCUUUCUCCUCUCGCCGGUCAGCGAGGGUUGUGGACCGGGUAGAGGCCAUGGCAAGAGGCGGUCACCGCGGAAGCUGGCGCCGCUCGCCUACAAGCAGUUCAGCCCCAACGUGGCCGAGAAGACUUUAGGGGCCAGCGGGAGAUACGAAGGAAAAAUAACCCGGAACUCUGAGCGCUUCAAGGAGCUCACCCCGAACUACAACCCCGACAUCAUCUUCAAAGAUGAGGAAAACACAGGUGCAGACCGCAUGAUGACACAGCGCUGUAAAGACAAGCUGAACUCUCUGGCCAUCUCGGUGAUGAACCUGUGGCCCGGGGUCCGGCUGCGGGUCACUGAGGGCUGGGAUGAGGACGGCCACCACUCGGAGGAGUCGCUGCACUACGAGGGCCGGGCGGUGGACAUCACCACGUCGGACCGAGACAGGAACAAGUACGCCAUGCUGGCUCGACUGGCGGUGGAGGCCGGGUUUGACUGGGUCUACUACGAGUCCAAAGCCCACAUCCACUGCAGCGUCAAGUCAGACCACUCAGUGGCGGCUAAAUCUGGAGGUUGUUUUCCCGGCGAGGCCUCGGUCAGGUUGGAGGGCGGCGGUCAGAAGUCCAUCAGUGACCUGCGACCUGGUGAGCGAGUCCUGGCCUCGGUGGGCACCGACGGCAGCGGGGAACUGGUCUACAGUGAAGUCCUGGUCUUCUUGGACCGUGACCCCGGGACCUGGAAGCUCUUCUACACCUUGCAGACAGAAGCUGGGGCCCGCCUUUCGCUCACUGCCGCCCACCUGGUCUUUGUGUCUGAGGGGAACUGCUCAGAGGGGGCGGUGCCAGCCCGUGGCGCCCUCAGGACUGUGUACGCCAGCGAGGCCCAGCCGGGACAGUGCGUGCUGGUGUCGGAGGGUGAAGCGGGACAGAAGCACAGCGAGGGGCGUCUGUCUCGGAUCACCCAGGUCAGUGUGAGGGAGAGCAGGGGGGCGUUUGCGCCACUGACCCAGCAGGGGACGCUGGUGGUGGACGGGGUGGUGGCGUCCUGCUACGCGGUGGUGGAGCAGCACUCCCUGGCUCACUGGGCCUUCUCGCCACUCCGGCUGAUUCACAGCUGGACCGGAUCCGCUGGGAGCCACAGUGACGGGAUCCACUGGUACUCACGGCUCUUACACUGGCUCGGGAGGAUGCUGCUGGACUCGGGGCGCUUCCACCCGUUGGGCGUGGCUCAGGACAACAGGUGAGGAAGGAAGAACACUGGUGGACGCUUUUAUCAAAAAACAA
Molecule: messenger RNA, 1331 nt
Organism: Morone saxatilis (striped sea-bass)
Lineage: Eukaryota; Metazoa; Chordata; Actinopteri; Moronidae
Product: indian hedgehog B protein-like
Exons: 3
Coding region: 32-1291 (419 amino acids)
Biological process (GO): multicellular organism development; cell-cell signaling; protein autoprocessing
Molecular function (GO): patched binding; calcium ion binding
Source: RefSeq, a predicted model, not a curated record